AUGAUUAGUAUCAUGAACAAUAUGGACGGCAUUGAGUUCUCAACUCAAGAAAUGGGGAUACCAAUAAUGGCAAGCCUCCUCAUUGUUGGCCCGAAUCUGAUGGAGGGAGUUCUGGGACAACUGGAGAGUGGAAACUGCGACGUGGAGGCGAAUGUGAACAUGUCCCUUUGCUCUCCCAUAGACAAGCAGCAAGAUUCCCUCGACUACUUCUUCCCGCCACCCAGUAAGAGCAUUCGGAUAACCCUCUUUGAUCAUCAUUGCUUGUUUUCUACUCAUGCACCUCCCGGCAGUAAAGAGGUGCACUUGAUGAUUGCAGGCCCGUUUACGAUGGAAAUACUCUUUGACAAGACAAGCCAGCCAAAACGGAAAAAUAAUUAA
Molecule: messenger RNA, 378 nt
Organism: Darwinula stevensoni
Lineage: Eukaryota; Metazoa; Arthropoda; Ostracoda; Podocopida; Darwinulidae
Source: the annotation of a GenBank genome assembly